ACUCUCUUCUUCCUCACUCUCCCGCCGGCGUCAGCUAAAAUAGUACUGUUUUGCGGAGAAGAACUCUCGAGAACUGCCACGUCGCAGUGAUCGGACUACGACACCUUCUUCACUCUUCUUCCUUCUUCUUCUCUCUCGCUUUUUGAUUUCUCUGUUAUUUUAAUUUUAACCGCUAGAAGUCUUAUCUUUGAUUGUCCCGGGGAAAAAGAUGGGUGAAGAAGCUCGAGCUUUAGAUAUGGAGACAAGCGAAGAGAACACGACGAGACGAAACCAUACCGUUCAUGACUUGAUGGUUGAUUUGUACCCACUAAGCAGCUACUACUUUGGUUCUCGAGACGCUCUUCGCGUCAAGGACGAGAUUAUCUCUGAUCAAGUCACCAGAUUGAAAUCGAAUUAUGCUGCUCAUGGAUUGAGGACUUGCGUUGAAGCUGUUCUUCUGGUUGAGUUGUUUAAGCAUCCUCAUGUAUUGCUUCUUCAGUAUAGAAACUCCAUCUUUAAGCUUCCUGGUGGUCGUUUAAGACCUGGAGAAUCAGAUAUUCAAGGUCUGAAUCGGAAAUUAGCAUCAAAGCUUUCAAUUAAUGAAAACGUGGUUGUUCGAGAUUUGGAGGUAGGAGAAUGCAUUGGAAUGUGGUGGAGACCCAACUUUGAGACUUUGAUGUAUCCUUUCUUGCCGCCCAAUGUGAAACAUCCAAAGGAAUGCUCAAAGCUUUUUCUUGUUAGAUUACCGGUACAUCAACAGUUUGUCGUCCCAAAAAACUUCAAACUCCUUGCUGUUCCGUUGUGCCAACUUCAUGAAGAUGAAAAGACUUAUGGGCCGAUCAUAUCGCAAAUUCCCAAGCUGCUUUCGAAAUUCUCCUUCAACAUGAUGGAGAUAUGAAUAAAUCUGGUGAUCAUUGCCUCUCUCUAGUAGCUGUUCCCACGCCAUAAGAUCAUAUCCUUUGUUGAGCCUCUGUGGCUACGAUAUAAUGUCUAUAUAUAGUAGGUUCAUAAGAGUUUGUAGCAUGUGAUAUAUAUAUAUAUAUAUAGACAAUGUUAAAUAACAUCUUGUUCUUGUUGGUUAGAGAGUAGACAUGAAGGUAUAGAUGAGAGUGGUGUUAGAUUAUUUUAUACGAAACAAUUUUUUUUUUUCUUUUCGUGUGAUUUGUUUGAAAGUAUGACUGAACUUAUACACGUGUAAAGCAUAUUUGUAAUUUCUUGUUGCAGAAAAAGCUUAUUAUAUUCAAA
Camelina sativa (false flax) is the source of this 1224-nucleotide messenger RNA. RefSeq names its product pre-mRNA cleavage factor Im 25 kDa subunit 1. Gene Ontology annotation, cellular component: mRNA cleavage factor complex. NCBI's taxonomy places the organism in Eukaryota, Viridiplantae, Streptophyta, Magnoliopsida, Brassicales, Brassicaceae. The record is from RefSeq and is a predicted model, not a curated record. Gene Ontology annotation, biological process: mRNA 3'-end processing. Gene Ontology annotation, molecular function: mRNA binding.